Lemur catta (Ring-tailed lemur) is the source of this 942-nucleotide messenger RNA. It is a transcript of the gene POLR2G, whose product is annotated as RNA polymerase II subunit G. Gene Ontology annotation, biological process: positive regulation of translational initiation; DNA-templated transcription; positive regulation of nuclear-transcribed mRNA poly(A) tail shortening. The record is from RefSeq and is a predicted model, not a curated record. The coding region runs from base 274 to 738 and encodes 154 amino acids. Gene Ontology annotation, cellular component: P-body; RNA polymerase II, core complex. Lineage: Eukaryota; Metazoa; Chordata; Mammalia; Primates; Lemuridae. Gene Ontology annotation, molecular function: single-stranded DNA binding; single-stranded RNA binding; translation initiation factor binding. The transcript has 9 exons.
UGGCGGAGCUUGCCCGUCUACCUUGAGGCCGCGGACGGACGGGGACCUGGCCGUAGUGACAGGACCGCGGAGCUCUCCCCUCUGGGCGCGAGCUGGUUAAGAAAUGAUCAGGAGUUUAUAGAGUGGAUGAUGCUGAACGUCCGCAGAGAAAACCCACUGUGUCUGGAGCUGGGUGAAUGAACAAGGCAUGUGGGUUCAGAAGAGAUCAGAAUGAAGACCAAACUAGGCUGAGCACAAGGACUAUGUGCUUGGUGCACUCAAGGAUGGCCAUGCAUGCUGAACCUAGAUUUUAAAAAUUACAGUUCUCUUAUCCUCUGUGCAAAUCCGAAAAUGUUAACAAUCAGCUUUUAUUACCCAUUGCUAGUGUGGUCCGGCACAACACUGUCAGCAGAUCUCCCUGGAGCACGAGAUCCUGCUGCACCCGCGCUACUUCGGCCCCAACUUGCUCAACACGGUGAAGCAGAAGCUCUUCACCGAGGUGGAGGGGACCUGCACGGGGAAGUUGGACUCUUCACAGAAAUUGGGCCCAUGUCUUGCUUCAUCUCCCGACAUUCCAUCCCAUCAGAGAUGGAGUUUGAUCCUAACUCCAACCCACCUUGUUACAAGACAGUGGAUGAGGACAUUGUGAUUCAGCAGGACGAUGAGAUCCGCUUAAAGAUUGUGGGGACCCGUGUGGACAAGAAUGACAUUUUUGCUAUUGGCUCCCUGAUGGACGAUUACUUGGGGCUUGUGAGCUGAGCAUGGGGGCCUCUUACCUUGAGUCCUGAUCUAGGAAGUAUGACUGUCACAUUUACUGUGUUGUCCAGAGGCCCAGUCUGACGGCUGUUGGGGAGGCAAGGAAGGUACCUUGUCUCCAGAAGACAUCUGGCACUUCUUUUGGCUUAGGGGCUGUUCCCAGCUUUUUGACUAUGUGUUUGCAUCAUAAACAAUUCUUAGUUCUCA